UUUGAUACAAAAGGGGUUUACUGCAUUUAUGGGGUCGUGUUUAUGUAGUGUAAUCUUUGGUUUUGUGCUGAAAUUGAAUCAUUAUGUAAUCUAUUGUAGUGUUUAGUAUUCUAAAGACCGGCAGGUGACGAUCUAAUUCCAGUUGCGGUUUUGGUUUGGUUCUUGUAGGUUAUGUGGACCUACUUGGCAGAGUUCACCCAAGUUAUUCCGCUACAUUUUCCUCCAACGUUUACACGAAGCACUCAGGGCUGUCGAAAUGCUUGAGCAGCCAAACAUACUUUGGGUAACUUAGAGCAUUCCGCAAACGAGCAGCGUGCUGACUUGGUUAAUAAUAGUCGUCCGUAUGUCAAAGUAGAGCUAUUGAGGGGGGGCGUGUCAGGACUUUCCCAUUGGAUCCAACGCUGAUCCCGAAGUUGUUGAGGUUUUUCAUGAGGCAUGAGGGGGAGGAGAGAGUAAAGUUCUGAUGGAUAUCAAAAAUAAACCGCGUAUGUUUAAGAAGGGCAAGACUGUAUAAAUACCGCCGUCACCACCAGUUAUCACUAAUACCGUGGGCUGUACGGGUGUUCUUUAGGUUCUAACUUUUCCUCUUGAGUUAAUGACUAACAGCCUGUUCAGAAACUUAGUUUCAGUUGUUCUCAAACGGAUAGUUAAUAGUCUUGGUAUAUUUUUUAUUUGAGUAAUAGAACUUACAAACUGAAAUUGUUGAUCCCCAAAUACGCUACAGUCCUUGCGUAUGUAGCCCUAGAGGCUACACAUUGUUCACAGCGGAUUUAUUUGCCGUAUACUGUAUUGCGCUUUGUUUUUAGUGCCGUUUCAGCUGAAUAAUUUUUACCCUGCCUAUCUAACAUAACAUGGGUAAUUAUUUGCAUAUUGUCUUCUUCACGUUAUCGUUAACCAGUGUUGCGCUUGGUGAAGUAGUUGAGUCGGAGGAGAUAAUACCUGUCAGACUGAGUAUCAGAAAUACUGACCGGCUUUGGACUUUCUUGGGACGGAGCGUAGAGCGGCUUAGUUUCCAAUUAAACGCCUUUGGUAACAAAUUCACCAUUCAUUUAACUCCGGAUAGUAACUUUGUCGCCCCAACACUAAAUAUUCUCCACGUUAACUCGAAACAUCUCUCUGCCCUGCUUAAUGGCACCAGCCCUGAGGAUAUCUUCGACAGUGACCGCGAGUCAUUGGAGACGGGACAGGACUUUAGAGGUUGUUUUUACUCGGGAACCGUUAACAACAAUCAAGAAUCUGUGGUUGCCGUCAGUUUGUGCCACGGCAUCCAAGGAUCAUUUGUAACGAAUGGCGAUGAAUUCUUCAUUCAACCCAAAGAGCGUGGCAAUGAGACCAGCGAAAGGUCCUUUUCGCAGGUGCAUGUCAUUAAAAGGAGAGUUUUCCCUGUCUCAAGAGACGAUCUAAAGACUGUGUUUGAUCAUAUCGGAGCUGCCAAACCGCUUGUAUCACAUAGUAGACCCACUUCGUCCCAGGGAAAGAUGGAAGCCAAGGUCACACAACGACAGAAACGUUUUGUAUCCUCUGCCAGGUACAUCGAAACUCUGGUGGUAGCUGACUCCACAAUGACAAGUUUCUACGGGGAUGAAAUCAAGCACUACCUCCUGACCAUGAUGGCAAUGGCUGCCCAGAUCUACAGCCACCCCAGCCUGAAGAACGCCGUGAGCUUGGUGGUGGUUAGGAUGCUUCUAGUGGAGGAUGAAGAGGAAGGUCCUGAGGUGUCCAGAAAUGGAGGUGUUGCCCUGCGCAACUUCUGCAACUGGCAACAGCUGUUCAAUCCCACGAGUCAGCGGCACCCGCAGCACUUUGACACGGCCAUCCUGUUCACCAGAAUGGAUAUUUGUGGAAACAAGUGUGAUACCCUUGGGGUCGCAGAUGUCGGCACCAUGUGUGACCCUAAAAGAAGCUGCUCUGUUAUCGAGGACAAUGGCCUUCAGGCUGCCUUCACCGUGGCCCAUGAGCUUGGGCACGUGCUCAGCAUGCCUCAUGAUGAUUCCAGGAACUGUGAGAAGUGGUUUGGGCAACUUGAUGGACACCACAUGAUGGCACCAAAGUUUGUCCACCUCAACAAAACCUUUCCAUGGUCACCUUGCAGUGCUCAAUAUAUCACCGAAUUCUUCGACAAUGGACAUGGUGACUGUUUGCUGGAUCCUCCUGAGCAGAAGCUCCCCCUGCCAGCAGAACCCCCAGGCCAUAUAUACGGCCUGGACCGCCAGUGCCAGCAGGUCUUUGGCGAGGAUUUUGGCCAUUGCCCAGCUGCACAAGAGAUCUGUUCCCAGCUGUGGUGCCGGGAGGAGGGUCAGCUUCAGUGUACCACUCGUAACGGAAGCCUCCCCUGGGCAGACGGUACUCCGUGUGGGGAAGACAGCCGUUGUCUCCGCGGUGUGUGCGUGAACAAGACGGAGGAGAGGCUCGAGGUGCCAGUGGAUGGAGGGUGGGGUGAGUGGGGCUCCUGGGGUCCCUGUUCUCGGAGCUGCGGCGGGGGUGUUGAGUUCUCCCGCCGCGAGUGCACUGAUCCAGAGCCCCAGCAUGGAGGGGCUUACUGCAUGGGCCAGAGAGUCAAAUACCAAUCUUGCAACAUUCAGGCCUGCCAGGAGGACCACGGAAAAUGCUUCAGAGAGGAACAGUGUGAGAGGUAUAACACCAACCGGUAUUUGGAUAUGCAUGGGAACAUCAAGCAGUGGAUUCCAAAAUAUGCUGGUGUCUCCCCACGCGACAGAUGUAAACUCUUCUGCAGAGCCAAAGGAAGCAGCGAAUUCAAAGUCUUUGAACCAAAGGUCAUAGAUGGCACCACCUGUGGACCAGACACGACGUCCAUCUGUGUCCAGGGCCAGUGCAUUAAGGCUGGCUGUGACCAGGUCAUUGGCUCCAAUCUGAGAUUUGACAAGUGUGGGAUCUGUGGUGGUGAUGGUUCAUCCUGCCGGAAAAUCACAGGAUCAAUGAAUAAAGCCACAUAUGGCUACAAUGAUAUUGUCACCAUUCCCUCUGGGGCCACCAACAUCGACAUCAAACAACGUAGUCACCGUGGGAUCAAACACGACGGCAACUAUCUGGCCAUAAAGAAAGAGGGUGGCCAAUACAUCCUGAACGGUAACUUUUCCGUCUCAACAUCCGAGCAGUUUAUCCCAGUGCCCGGAGCUGCACUCCGCUACAGUGGGUCCUCGACCACACUGGAGAGAAUCCUGAGUUUCCAGAAGCUUCGGCAGGCCAUUACAGCACAAGUCCUGUCCACAGCGGGAGACGAAUCUCCUCCAAGAAUCAAGUACACCUUCUUCCUCCCCAGAGACGUUCCCUUCACGAAGCCAAGCACAGACCGAGUGUCCACGCACGCCCUCUUGCCUUUUGGAGGCGACGAGUGGGUUUUUGGCGAGUGGUCCGAGUGCUCCAAGACCUGUGGCUCAGGUUGGUCCCGGAGGACCGUGGAGUGUAAGGACGGGGCAGGAUCCCUGUCCUACUUCUGUGACAUGGACCUGCGGCCAGCGGACAUCCGGCCAUGUGCGGACCUCCCGUGCCCCGUGUGGCAGAUGGGCCCGUGGUCAGCCUGCUCGCGGACGUGCGGGCCAGGAGAGCGCCACCGAAGCGUCCUCUGCUUAGACUAUACUGGGAAGGCGGUGGAGCCAGGGCGGUGCAAUCCCGACAAGAGGCCCGAGGCUGUGUCAGGAGAGUGCUUUUACCAGGACUGCUGAAGCUGUGUGCAGCACUAUGUGAGAGAGGAAUGGAGCUGAUAGGUGUACAAUCCAUAGCAAAUGUAGUGGGGGAACGUCUUCCCUCUCCUAACCACCUGACCGUGUUGCACAGAUCAGCAGGGAAACUAUAGCAUAGAACAGGAAUGGAGAGGUCACUUAUCAAAAGUAACCAGGAUUCCAUUCUGGUCUUAGAAAUGUUGCCUAUAUCACCGAUUAACUUAACUUCAUUUGUUGUUCAUUUUCUUUGAUGUCGCCAUGUUAUUAUAACCACUAUUGAAGUUUCUCCCUCCCCUAGAGAUCUACCUCAAAUGAUAUAACAGUUUAAUACUCUUUUUAAUGCUUGUUGGUAGAAGAUACUGUCUAUAUUUAUCAUUUCAACAAUGGAGCAUAAAACUUUGCAAAACGAACAUGCAUACAUACAAACAAACAAACAAACAAACAGAAAUCCUGCUGAGACUCCGCUGGGCUGGUUGAGUACCUCUAAUCCACAACGCAUUGUCUCCUGGGUUAGAAUAAUCACUCCAUCCUGAACAGGAUCAAGGUUCGGUGGUUGCCUAAAAGCUGUCAAAAUACUAUUUAUUUUCACUGAUCUUUGCAGAAAAAGAUCUAAAUGCUUUUACUUAUUCUGAAGAGUCCAAACAAUGAUUACGACAACUUUUGUAAACAAGGGAAAAAACGAUUCCUCCGAUAGCUAUGUAAUCAUGCCGGUGAAUAUUGACAUACUCUGAUCAGAUAAAGCCAGAAACUGUACAGUGCCAGGAGGUGAUGUAGAGAAAACUGAUGAAUCAAACUUGCAGAAUCUUGAAGGUUUAGCUAAUUCAGGAACACUGGAUCAUCUUUUGGAAUACAACAAUACUCCUCCGUUGAACAGAGAUAUUGUUUCAUUACACUAUCUUACACAAAGCUAUUAAAUGGGUUUAAGCUGAUUUUUUUUUUAUGUUCAACAUUCAUUUGCAAGUUUCCUUGUCAUUGUACCACCAUCAUAUUAAAUCUGGGGAUAAAAUCGCCAGAUCACAAAACAUGACUGUUAUGGAGAAAUGAAAGGCCUUGUUUGAAUAUCUUUUUGUAUUGUAAGGAAAGUGUCAAAAGGAAUUUCCAUGUUAACACUGACAAUUUUAGGGUUUAUUCUUAUAGAUCUGUACUUCAAACAUAAUAGCCUAUAUCAAGCAAUUAAAAUACAGCAAGUACUUGUUGGUUUUACUUGUCCCAUAGACAUAGAUUUCAUUUAGACACUUGUAUUUGUUAAAUAGGCCUAACUUUCACAGUUUUGUGCAACUGGGAGAGUACAAACAGAAACCCUUGACUUGUAGAGGACUAAUAUUGAAUGAGAGAAAAAGACACAGUUGUGUUGAAUGAUGAUGUAGAAGUCACGAUUAACUAUGAAAAGUAGGCUAAGCAUUGAGACAGCAUCAUCAUGGCAUUUAAUGUUAUGGAUGAAACACUGACCUAUAUAGCGUUUAUAUGUGAGUGUUAUAACAUUCCAGGUGUGCACAUGGGGGGAUGUAUGUUAUAUAUGUAGAUCUGAAACGAAAGCAUUAUAUCCCUUCAAUGAAGGUCUGUACAAUGCUAUUGUUAUAGCUUCCUUUUAAGCUAUUUAUUUUUUUCUACCUUCAGACAUCUAUUUGUUACAUUUUUCUUGAUGCUGCUGUCUAUCCAGAAUUGUUCAAAAUGGAAUCAUUAAUUAAAUAUAUGUCUCGACUGAAGAUAUUUUUUCAGCUUCCUUUAUCGAAAUUGUCACAGAACAUUUGGAAUUCUUCACUGUCAAUAAAAAAAUGUUUAAAUUC
Messenger RNA from Clupea harengus (Atlantic herring), 5467 nucleotides. It is a transcript of the gene adamts8a, whose product is annotated as ADAM metallopeptidase with thrombospondin type 1 motif, 8a. Gene Ontology annotation, biological process: extracellular matrix organization; proteolysis. Gene Ontology annotation, molecular function: zinc ion binding; metalloendopeptidase activity. NCBI's taxonomy places the organism in Eukaryota, Metazoa, Chordata, Actinopteri, Clupeiformes, Clupeidae. The record is from RefSeq and is a predicted model, not a curated record.